AUGAAUCUGGCAUUUCUGUUAUCAAUUCUCUAUUUCUUAUCUGCAUCAGCAGAUCAAAUUAAAAUAAAAGUUUUAAAUGAUACUCUUAAAAUUGUAACUACUGAAUUUCCAAUUGGUUGUGCUUGUGGAAUUUUUUUAAGUGGACAAUUUAAAAAGGAUGGUAAAGAAUCACCUAAGGGAGAGCCUGCUAUUUUUCAUGAUUUACCUGGAGCAUUUUCAUGUACUCCAACCGGGAAUAAACUGUGUACAAAUAAAUGCUUGGACACUAUUAUUAAACAUCUGCCAAACAGUCCUAAAAUACUAUGUAAUUCAAUAAAAUAUGACUGUCAUAAGGAAAGGGCUUACUUAUUUAUUAAAAAUUGUAACAGUGGAUGGAUUAACACAAAUCUUUCUGCUGGAAGAGAAUAUUGUUGUAAGGAUGGCACACCAUACAAAUGUCCAGUAUAUUAAAAUAAAUAUCUUUUAUUAUGUA
This is a messenger RNA of Bombus impatiens (common eastern bumble bee), 472 nucleotides long. RefSeq names its product follicle cell protein 3C-1 (gene Fcp3C). NCBI's taxonomy places the organism in Eukaryota, Metazoa, Arthropoda, Insecta, Hymenoptera, Apidae. The transcript is spliced from 3 exons. The coding region runs from base 1 to 450 and encodes 149 amino acids. The record is from RefSeq and is a predicted model, not a curated record.